GCAUCGCAGCACUCGCGCGCCGUUGCCUAACCUGCACAUUUCCCGCCAAAUCAAAAUAAAAAAAUUGUGACGUAACUAACAAUAAUCUCGUGCUGUGUGUAUGUGUGUGUGAAAUCAUGAGUUUGAUCGUAUGAUUAAUAUUGUUAUAGUUUAAUUUUGUGAUCAACAUUAAAAAUGACUGCCGGAAACGAAGAACAAGAGCCCCUAAUAUCAACUUCGGUUGAUAAUCAGCGCGUAACAUACAACAACUCCCCACAGGAUGGUCAAACGCCAAAUGACUCGCCACGAUCAAGUGUCGGUGAAGUCACUGUGGCCAUACCUCAAAAUCGCAACUACGGAGCCAUCGGAGGUAUUGAAAAAGUUACUUACACGUGGGCCGAUGUCAACGCUUUCGCCACAGAGUCCAGAUCGAGAGGAAGAAGGUUCUGGAGCUUUUGGAAAAAUUCUUCGGAUCGCAUGUUCCAGCAAAGAAAGCAGUUGCUUAGAAAUGUAAACGGAGCGGCCUAUCCUGGUGAACUGCUGGCCAUCAUGGGAUCGUCGGGAGCCGGAAAGACCACACUCCUCAAUACGCUUACGUUCAGAACGCCCGGUGGUGUUGUCGCCACUGGUACCAGGGCGUUGAAUGGGCAACCGGCCACUCCUGACGCUUUGACAGCGCUGUCGGCUUAUGUCCAGCAACAGGAUCUGUUCAUAGGCACUUUGACCGUGCGAGAGCAUUUGGUAUUUCAGGCGAUGGUGAGAAUGGAUCGCCACAUACCAUACGCUCAGAGAAUGAAGAGAGUUCAAGAAGUUAUUCAAGAGUUGGCGCUGUCGAAAUGCCAGAACACAGUGAUCGGUAUACCCGGUCGACUGAAGGGCAUAUCGGGGGGUGAGAUGAAGCGGCUUUCCUUCGCCAGUGAAGUCCUCACGGAUCCUCCUCUCAUGUUCUGCGACGAACCCACCUCUGGGCUUGAUUCAUUUAUGGCCCAAAACGUUAUACAGGUACUGAAAGGCUUGGCACAGAAGGGCAAGACCGUGGUCUGCACAAUUCACCAGCCCUCUUCAGAGCUUUACGCUAUGUUUGACAAGCUCCUCAUAAUGGCUGACGGAAGAGUUGCUUUCUUAGGAUCAUCUGAUGAAGCUUUCCAGUUCUUCAAAGAGCUGGGCGCCGCGUGUCCCGCUAACUACAACCCGGCUGACCACUUCAUCCAACUCCUCGCCGGAGUACCUGGAAGAGAGGAGGUCACGAGGCACACCAUAGAUACAGUUUGCACGGCCUUCGCCAAAUCCGAGAUCGGGUGUAGGAUAGCUGCGGAAGCUGAAAAUGCGCUCUAUAAUGAACGUAAGAUACAGGCCGGGCUAGCGGACGCGCCGUGGGCCAUGUCGUCGACGACGCGAGCCCGCCGCUCCCCGUACAAGGCGUCGUGGUGCACGCAGUUCCGGGCCGUGCUGUGGCGCUCCUGGCUCUCCGUCACCAAGGAGCCGAUGCUCAUCAAAGUUCGCUUCCUACAGACCAUUAUGGUGUCGAUACUGAUAGGCGUCAUAUACUUCGGCCAGAACUUGGACCAGGACGGGGUGAUGAACAUCAACGGGGCGAUCUUCAUGUUCCUAACGAACAUGACGUUCCAGAACAUAUUCGCUGUUAUUAACGUAUUCUGCUCUGAACUACCAAUCUUCAUCAGAGAGCACCACUCGGGAAUGUAUCGAGCCGACGUCUAUUUCUUAUCGAAGACGUUAGCCGAAGCUCCCGUUUUCGCCACUAUACCAUUAGUCUUCACAACUAUAGCUUAUUACAUGAUCGGAUUGAACCCAGAUCCGAAGAGGUUCUUCAUCGCUUCAGGAUUGGCUGCUCUGGUUACGAACGUCGCUACUUCGUUCGGUUAUUUAAUAUCCUGUGCCAGCAGCAGCGUCAGUAUGGCAGCCUCCGUUGGUCCUCCAAUCAUCAUCCCCUUUAUGCUAUUUGGUGGAUUCUUCUUGAAUUCUGGGUCCGUCCCACCGUACUUAAGUUGGAUAUCGUAUCUAUCCUGGUUCCACUACGGCAACGAAGCGCUUCUCAUCAACCAGUGGGCCGGCGUGGAGACUAUCGCCUGCACAAGGGAGAACUUCACCUGUCCAGCUUCGGGACAGGUCGUACUGGAGACGCUUAGCUUUUCACAGGACGAUUUCGCGAUGGACGUGGUGAACAUGAUCUUGUUAUUCGUCGGCUUCAGAUUUCUGGCGUACCUCGCCCUGCUGUGGAGGACGCGCAGGGCCAAGUGACCCCCCAAACGUCCAGGGCCCCCCAGUCCCCCCGGUCCCCCCAACCCCCCCGUCCCUUCCUAACACCCAACUACGAACAAAUCAUCAAUCGUAUUCCGAUAUCUUUUUACCUGUAUUUGUUUUUUGAGAAUAAAUUUAUUGGAAAUUUUAUUUAGA
This is a messenger RNA of Bombyx mori (domestic silkworm), 2394 nucleotides long. It is a transcript of the gene w, whose product is annotated as ATP dependent transmembrane transporter protein. NCBI's taxonomy places the organism in Eukaryota, Metazoa, Arthropoda, Insecta, Lepidoptera, Bombycidae. The record is from RefSeq and is marked provisional. Gene Ontology annotation, biological process: transmembrane transport. Gene Ontology annotation, cellular component: cytoplasmic vesicle membrane; plasma membrane. Gene Ontology annotation, molecular function: ABC-type transporter activity; ATP hydrolysis activity; ATP binding.